UCCUUCUGGGUGUUGCACACUUCGUGGCAAACUUAAUAUACUCUGUUCAGGGUAUCAGAAGUUUCACAUAGUCUCAUAAAGUUAUAAGUUAUAACGAUCCGAACACAUAGCGUUCAAAGUUGUAUUUGCGUAAACUUAUUUUAGUAUGCAAUCCAACAACAAAUUUUUUAAACAAGUAUAAAAAUUUAUGAUUUUACGAUGCUUUAUGACACGUUGUGAGUACCCCAAAUAAGUUUACGCAAAUACAACUCUGAACGCUAUGUAUUCGGGUCGUUGCAACUGAUCAGUUGAUUUCUGUUUACUUCAGUUUGCUUUUGUGUUGUGGUUAGAUUUGUUUGAAUUUUUCUCAGCUUGCUAUUUUCGAGGGUUUUUGGAUUAAUGGAGCCGUUUAAUGUUAUACAGACAAAAGCAAAGCGGGUGCGUUCCAACCCAACAAAAAAGUGGCUGUUGAAAGAAGAGAAAUCAUUGGUGGAAUUUUUGACACAUAACAGGGAAUUUGAGAAGCCAACGUCUCAAAUUUAUUAUAGACGUUUUGCAAAAGAGAACAACAUUGCGGUGGACUGGAAGGUGGCACGCUCGAAGGUUCGGUAUAUGCGUAUAACAUAUAACAAAGCAAAAGCAUGGGAGAGCUCGAUUGGUGCACGAAGUAUGGAAGGCGAAACUAUAAAAUCCACUUUACUUAAAAUGUGUACGUUUUUUUAUGAAAUGGAUGAAAUUUUCGGCGGUAGACUGCUUGAGUCAGCAGUGAUCAACGAGAGUUUGGAGAGCAACGAUAACUCAAACUAUUCAGAAUUAGACCUUAACGAGUUACCCUCUUUUGCGGCUGUAAACGAAAGCGAAUGCGGAAAUAAGACGAUCCGUAAAAGAAAAUAUUCCAGAACAGCGGAAUCAGAGAUUCUACAAUUUCUGUCUGAAAUUAUCCAGCUGAAAAAACAGAAAAUUGAGCAAGAAAAGAGUUUUAAGGAGAAGGAGUUGGAAUUAAGAGAAAGGGAAUUGGUGAUUAUGGAAAAAGGAAUGGAGUUAAGAGCGAAGCAAAAAUUAGUACUAAAAGACAAAGAAAUGGAAAUGAAACUGAAAGAGUUGCAAAGUAAAGAAAAAUUAAAAAUAAUGGAAUUACAAAUGAAAGAAAGACUAAAAAUGGAGGAAUUGAAACACAAAUACAAAUAAUUUCAACUUAAUAUAAUGGUGCAAGUGGAUUUAAAAUUAUUUAGAAUGUCUAAUUAAAAAAAAAAUAAAUAUUUAUGUGUGAAUUAAACCAGUAAAUAGUGAAUAUAUAUAUUUGAAUACCGUAUACUGAUAUAUAAGUAUAAGAUACUUGUAUUAAGUUGUUAUAUGCUUUUGUUUGAAGUCAAGAAGACUCCAACACGUGAGUUGGAAAGGUUCUAAACGAAUACAUAUAUCUGCCGGAAAAUAAAGAAAUCAAAUAUAUAUAGCUAUCAUUAUGAAAUAACCGACUUAAAAAAAAAAGAUAAUAAUAAGUGUUGUGUUUGCUUUCUUAUCUAUUUUAUAUUGUCAGAAGUGGGUUAUAAUUUGUAACAAGGUAAACAGUUAUUGUGCAUUUUUGUAGUAAUGGUGAUGAGUAAGUAGAUGGAAAUAAAGACAAUCAUUAUAACCAAACGAACAACCAAAAAAUAAUAUAAGAACAAGUAAGGAAGGGCUAAGUUCGGGUGCAAUUCUAGUAUAUGUAUAUUGGUUAUAUCUGACAGCGGAAGCUGAAAAUGUUUUGCUACAUGUACUAUGUAAUAUGAUGUAGUGAAUCGUAAGCAAUAAAAAACUCAAUUUCGACUAAAAAAGUGUUCCCUGAGAUUCAUUAAGGUAUCUCACAUACCAAUC
This is a messenger RNA of Bactrocera dorsalis (oriental fruit fly), 1833 nucleotides long. RefSeq lists its product as uncharacterized. Bases 379 to 1167 code for a protein of 262 amino acids. Lineage: Eukaryota; Metazoa; Arthropoda; Insecta; Diptera; Tephritidae. The record is from RefSeq and is a predicted model, not a curated record. The transcript is spliced from 4 exons.